Marmota flaviventris (yellow-bellied marmot) is the source of this 5138-nucleotide messenger RNA. It is a transcript of the gene Syk, whose product is annotated as spleen associated tyrosine kinase. Lineage: Eukaryota; Metazoa; Chordata; Mammalia; Rodentia; Sciuridae. Gene Ontology annotation, biological process: protein phosphorylation; intracellular signal transduction. Gene Ontology annotation, molecular function: non-membrane spanning protein tyrosine kinase activity; ATP binding. The record is from RefSeq and is a predicted model, not a curated record. Gene Ontology annotation, cellular component: cytoplasm.
CCGAGGACGCGCCCGCUCCAGCCCCGCGCCACCGACGCGCCCGCGGCCGCCCUGGCCGCCUCACCUGGCGCAGGCGGACACUUGAGGAAAGGCCUGUCACACACACACUCCUGGCAGCGGGAGGCCCUCCAGCUCUCUCUCUGUCUCAGCAAUCGGUUUUUUAAAGUCCUCUCUUCUGCACUGGGGCCUCCCUGAGUUCCAUGCAGCCUGGUCUCCAGCCUGGGAUCCUCCGGCUUCCUGUGUCAACCCAGGGAAGGAAGGUGUUUCCCUGCCUGUGCCCUGUCACUUCCUGAGGAGACAGCGCAGGCAUGGCCAACAGCCCAACAGAGAGCGCCAACCACCUGCCCUUCUUUUUUGGCAACAUCACUCGGGAGGAGGCCGAAGAUUACCUGGUCCAGGGGGGCAUGACAGAUGGGCUCUACCUGCUGCGUCAGAGUCGCAAUUACCUGGGUGGCUUUGCCCUGUCGGUGGCUCACGGCAGGAAGGCACACCACUAUACCAUCGAGAGGGAGAUCAAUGGCACCUAUGCCAUCUCAGGUGGCAGGAACCACAGCAGCCCUGCUGACCUCUGCCAGUACCACUCCCAGGAAUCCGAUGGCCUCAUCUGCCUUCUCAAAAAACCCUUCAACCGACCCCCUGGAGUGCAGCCCAAGACAGGGCCCUUCGAGGACCUGAAGGAAAACCUCAUCAGAGAAUAUGUAAAGCAGACAUGGAACCUUCAGGGCCAGGCUCUGGAACAGGCCAUUAUCAGUCAGAAGCCCCAGCUGGAGAAGCUGAUCGCCACCACAGCCCAUGAAAAAAUGCCCUGGUUCCAUGGGAACAUCUCUCGGGAUGAAUCUGAACAGAUUGUCCUGAUAGGAUCAAAGACCAAUGGAAAAUUCUUGAUCAGGGCCCGAGACAAUAAUGGCUCCUACGCCCUGUGCCUGCUGCACGAAGGGAAGGUGCUUCACUAUCGCAUCGACAAGGACAAGACAGGGAAGCUCUCCAUCCCCGAUGGAAAGAAGUUCGACACACUCUGGCAGCUGGUGGAACAUUAUUCUUACAAGCCAGAUGGUUUGUUAAGAGUUCUUACAGUUCCAUGUCAAAAAAUUGGCGCACAGAUGGCUCAUCAACAAGGACCAAUUGCUCAUCCUGUGAGUUGGUCAGCGGGUGGAAUAAUCUCAAGAAUCAAAUCAUACUACUUACCAAAGCGGGACGGCAGAAAGGCCUCCCCGUCGCACAGGACCCGGCCAGAGAGCACCGCGUCCUUCAACCCUUAUGAGCCAGAACGAGGACGCUGGGCUGCGGAGAGAGGUCCCCAGAUAGAAGCCAUGCCCAUGGACACAGAGGUGUACGAGAGCCCCUAUGCUGACCCCGAGGAGAUCAGGCCCAAGGAGGUCUACCUGGACAGAAACCUGCUCACUCUAGAGGACAAGGAACUGGGCUCUGGUAACUUCGGGACUGUGAAAAAGGGCUACUACCAAAUGAAAAAAGUGGUGAAAACAGUGGCUGUGAAAAUCCUGAAAAACGAGGCCAAUGACCCCGCCCUGAAGGAUGAAUUAUUAGCAGAAGCAAACGUCAUGCAGCAGCUCGACAACCCCUACAUCGUGCGCAUGAUCGGCAUCUGUGAAGCCGAGUCCUGGAUGCUGGUCAUGGAGAUGGCAGAGCUUGGUCCACUCAACAAGUAUCUGCAGCAGAACAGGCACGUCAAGGAUAAGAACAUCAUAGAGCUGGUUCAUCAGGUUUCCAUGGGAAUGAAAUAUUUGGAGGAGUGCAAUUUUGUGCACAGAGAUCUGGCUGCAAGAAACGUAUUGCUGGUCACUCAACAUUAUGCCAAGAUCAGCGACUUUGGGCUUUCCAAAGCACUGCAAGCAGACGAAAACUACUACAAGGCCCAGACCCACGGGAAGUGGCCCGUGAAGUGGUAUGCCCCCGAAUGCAUCAACUACUACAAGUUCUCCAGCAAAAGCGACGUGUGGAGCUUCGGUGUGCUGAUGUGGGAAGCCUUCUCCUAUGGGCAGAAGCCCUAUCGAGGGAUGAAAGGAAGUGAAGUUACCGCCAUGUUGGAGAAAGGAGAGCGGAUGGGGUGCCCUCAAGGGUGUCCCAGAGAGAUGUACGAUCUGAUGAACCUGUGCUGGACGUACGAGGUGGAGAAAAGGCCCGGGUUUGUAGCAGUGGAGCUGCGGCUGCGCAAUUACUACUAUGACGUGGUUAACUAACAGCCCCGGUGCCUGCCCACAGCUGCCUUCAGUCAAGGAGCAAUCUCAGGAACAUGUAUUCAUAGGAAUCGGUUUCCAGUCUUUCCAUCUCCAGCUGCUGGUGGAGAGAGCCGCCCCCGGGUGGAACAUGCUGGUGACUUCUUAAGCAAAACCUGUCCUAGGACUCACCAACCCCAAAGCAAACGGGGUCCCACAAGAAGACAGAGGACGUGUUGACUUGAGGGGCUGACAGACUGGUUUGUGUCCUUUGUCUGUGUGGUUUUUGUGCAGACUGAUUCUAGGAUGUUUCUGAAUCUCUUUUGUGUCAUUCCAGUUCUUGGGGUCCUGGGUUGCAGAAAGCCCUGGAGACCUGAGGGCAGGGCCCCAUGGCUCCAAGCCAGUUAGCACUGACUUCGGAAAUGAAGGAAGGGGAGGGAAUGGCAGAGGGAGCCGACCUCCCCUAAAACAUGACUCUGACAGCCCACGACGGAUCCUUGGCCAGAGAAAAGCUGUCCAGAUGAGAAAGUGCUUGCUGUGAAGCCUAAAAAAAAAAGUUCAGCCAGAACAGUUUCUAAGCAUGUAGACAAUUAAUGAAAUAACACACCAUCACUAACAAUAAUAAGCCUGGGCAUGGCUUUUGCUCUGUUAUGGGACAGAAGCAUCAUCUAGAUGAGAAAUGAGGCCUGUUGGGGUACAUCAGCUGAGGUUACAUCCCCUGAAGUCCUCUCCCCUGCAGGUGGUCUUAAAAAUUGUUCUGUGCUUUUAUGGAGACUAGUGAAUGAAGUUCCGCGUGGAAAUUGCAUAGUGGAGUCAGGCUGCCCUCAUCCCGUGUCCCAUCAGGGGCAGCUGAGUGAUCAGGCUGCUAUCUACUGAGCAUGGGCCAAGCUUCAAGAUGAAGUUUACCCUCUACAGAGGGGCUGCAGCCAGAAUUCCAUCUUUUUUUUUUUUUUAAACCCAUUUUCUGUUGCUAUAACUGAACACCUGAGACUGAGAAAUUUAUAAAGAAAAAUUUAUCUCUCACACUUCUAGAGGCUGGGAAGCCCAAUGAUCAAGGUGCUAGCACCUGGCAGGAGGCUUCUUGCUGCACCAUAACACAGCAAAGGCAUCACGUGAAGAGAGAGCCAUGCCAGUUGGAGUCACUCUUAUGAAGCCACUAAUCCCAUAUAAAUCCCCAUCCUCUUGGCCCAUUCUAAUCCUAAUCACCUCUCAAGGUCCCACCUCCAAAUACCAUUAACAUGUGAAUUUGGGGAUUAAAUUUCCAGUACAUGAACUUCUGGGGACAUAGUCACACCAGAGCAGAGGGCAACAUGGUGGCCAAAGCCAUCGAAAGAGGAGUUUCUAAAGAGAGUGUCCGUCAUCAUAAAACCAAAGACUUUGAUCCUCACCAUAGAUAGGCCUUAUUUGUGACUAAGUGUGACUUUAGGUUAAAGAUGUAAGACCUGAGAAUUCUGUUAGUCUUUGAAUCCUGGACAUAAUGUUUGAUCUUAUAUAAAUCAUCACCCACUAAUACCAGUCUUGUGGCCCUUGAAAGUUAAAAAGCUAUUUAUCCUGUAUUUCAAUGUCUGUAGAUAUGCAUAAUCUUGGACACAUCUUCACAUCGAAGGCAUUUUAAAGCCUACACAUAGCCAUGGAGGGCAGAAGAAACCCUGUUCCUAACUUGAGGUAUGAAGGAAAGUAGCCAUUUUUUUUGCGUAGCCAAAAAAAAGACACGAGCUGUUGUGUUAGGAAAUUUUUAGGAACCAGCUGCACUUUUUGGAAUUGUGCUACCUGACCAUUCAUUCAUUUCAUUGACGAGAGGAUCCCCAUGUGCUGAACUCACUGAGCAGAUCCUCAGAGCACAUUUACAGUCUCUGAAAUUACAAAGAUGAGUGAGAAAAGUCUCUGUUGAUCAAGCCAUUGAUAGAUUUGGAUCAUGACAGGGAGGGUUGGAUUUGCCGGAUUUGGUAAAGUGAUGAGUACUUCAGAGAUGGGCGCUCUGCCAUUGAACUCUUGAGUCACUUCACCCUAAGUGUGUCUUUAGUAAAGGCCACCUGCUCCUAGGAACAUGGAUGCCCAUGUGUAGCAAACAGGUGCUGUACUUCUUGUCUUUUUUUCUGGUGUGAAUUUCUGGCAUCUUUGGCUACACCCCUCCCAGGAGUCCAGGGCUGACACUUGUCUAGAAUGUGCCUGGGGAACUGGGAUGCAGGAGCCUAGCUCCCUGCAGAAGGUCAUGUGUUCCUCUGUCCUGGGACUAUCCAGUACCUCUCCCCUGGGAGAGCAUGUUCCUGUGUGCACAAGGUCCACUGGGGCCAGCCAGUGAAGUCAAAUUUGUGUCCUACCAUCAGGAAUAAUUUUCCUCUCCCCUGGGGUCACAGUUAGAGAAAGGCAACCUCAUUGAAGAAUUUAGACUGUGAAAAGGGUUAAAUUUGGAAGGUGGGGGAAAGGUCUCCAAGUCCUUCUAGAACUUCUAUCCUGAGCUGCGUUUCCACUCACGGGCUACCCCUCUGAAUGUUCUAACCCUCUAUUUCCCAGGGAGCCGGGCUCACUCCAUGUGCCGGUCACCUUCUGGUCCUUCUUAGUAGGUACUGACUCCCCAGGUCCCCUGGCUGCAUCCCAUUGACUGUGGAUGCCGCAGAUACCUCACCCCGCAGCACAACCGAAUGUCUCUAAGGCAGAAACAAACCUCCGCCCAGUGCUUAGGUCAUUGCCGGUGGUUUCAGUUGAGCGUGUUCUCUGCUCACUCUCCAUCACCCAGUUGCUGGACGGUGACUUCACAUGGUCUUCAGCCCCAGUGACUGCAAAUCCACUUGGAUUUUCAUUUGCAGAGGUGACUGCUGGAUAUUCGGUUCCCCCAAACUCCCAAAGAGUUCACUCCACCAGCAUUUUGCAUUCUUUUUUUUUUUUUUCAGAAGAGCUGCAUUUUGUCACCGGAUAUUUGUAACUGUGAUUUUUUUUUAAAUAAAAAUUUUAAAUUUGCUCUGU